AAACAACUAUGAAAAUAACGCUAACAUGUACCCUCAUUUUAGUGAGUAUUUGCGUCCCAACAAACUCUUUACUGCGGAAAACUUUACCUGAAGAUGCAAGACUGAAUUUCACGGGACUUGGUUUAAAAUAUGGACAUGCAGUUGAAGAGCAUGAAGUUACCACUGAAGACGGUUACAUAUUGACUUUCUUCCACAUCAAGGGGAAGAGAAAACCGCCUGUUUUUAUUAUCCAUGGAAUCGCUGAUACGGCAGAUAUUUUUAUUAUCAGAGGAAAGACAUCAUUAGUUAUAGCUCUAGCUGACGCAGGGCAUGACGUCUGGGUAGCAAAUUACAGAGGAAAUAAAUAUGGUCGACGACAUCUUAAGCUAAAUCCGGACAAAGAUCUCAAGUUCUGGGAUUUUAGCCUUCACGAAGUUGGUUAUUACGAUCUCCCCGCUAUGAUUGAUUACAUUCUGCAACAUACUGGAGAAAAAAAGAUUCAAACAAUUGGGCAUUCGCAAGGAGCAACCACGCAAUUCGUGCUUUUGUCUAAAAGACCAGAAUAUAAUGAAAAAAUUGAAAUAAUGGUUGGAUUAGCACCAGUGGCCUUUUUGACUGAUGUAAGAUUUCCAGUGUCUCUCAUUGCGAAUUUCGGACCUCUGCUUGGAGAAGUUAUUAAAUCUAUAGGCGUAGAAGAAACUUUUCCGGAAAAUUCGUCAAUGACCGCGUUAGUAAGAUUUAUUUGUAGUCAAGAUGUCUUUAGCUACGAAAUGUGUUUUCUGUUAUUUGGCUUUCAUUUCGUUGGUUUUGAUACAAAGCGAUUUGAACCGAGCUUUUUAAAGGUUUUUAUGGGACACUAUCCAGGAGGAACUUCUCGAAAAAAUUUAAUGCACGUCAAUCAGUUGGUGUUAAGUAAAAGAUUUUGUGAAUUUGACUACGGCCCUGAAGGCAACUUAGAUCACUAUGGUUACGUAGUGCCUCCGGAUUAUAAUUUACAUCGAGUGACUACAAAAGUUGCGUUGUUCGUUGGUGAAAAUGACGUGUUAUGUACAGUAAAAGAUGUAGAUAUACUACGCUCAACUUUAUCUAACGUUGUAUAUUACCAUAUUAUGGAAGAUAAAGUUUGGAAUCAUAUAGAUUUUACAUUAGGUAAUGAUAUGAAUAUAACACUGUUUCCUCAUAUAUUUAAAUUAUUGGAUAAAUACAGUAAAUAAUUGUAAUUAGACCCGGAUCUCUAGAACUGUGCAGUUGGACGUCGUAAUUGUAGUGGUGUUCCUAGGCUUCAAGAAACCCAAUGUUGCCAGGCUGAAAAGUGUUGCCGUUACCACCAGCCCUUUGAAUUUCUCUCUAACAAGUCUCAUUUCUCAUAAAUUUAGGUACCAUCAAAAAAUUCACAACCUUUUUCAAUUCGAAGUACGUACAGUCACCAUCAAUAGUAACGGACGAAACAACGCGCCAAAAGUAUCUGAUAUUCCUAAUAACUUUUCCAAAUGUAGAUAAAUCUUUCAUAUUCACGUUCAGAAGUAUAUCUUUUACAGUCUUAAUUGUUCUACAUAUUGAACCAUCACUUUAUAUUCGGCUGUUACAGAAAUAUACUUUUGACAUCUUGUUUGAUCUGUUACUUUUGAUGUUGACUGUACAACAGGGAUCCUGAUCUAAAUAAUAAUUAAAUAAAGAAUUUGUAAAAUAUAACUGUGAAAAAGAGUAUUUCGGUCUUUUUGUUGCUU
This is a messenger RNA of Cydia pomonella (codling moth), 1706 nucleotides long. Its product is annotated as lipase 1-like. The record is from RefSeq and is a predicted model, not a curated record. Bases 9 to 1193 code for a protein of 394 amino acids. Lineage: Eukaryota; Metazoa; Arthropoda; Insecta; Lepidoptera; Tortricidae. Gene Ontology annotation, molecular function: hydrolase activity, acting on ester bonds. The transcript has a single exon.